ACAAACGUCCGCUCGGACAGAGUUCGUUGCUAUGGUGACGCUCCCGUAAACAGCGGCAGCGUCUCGUGGAUCACCUGCGCUUUCAUCCAGACAGUUGUUGUCAUGGCAGCAGGGGCGGUGUCAACUCCACUCAUCAUUCCCAUCAUCCACCUGCAGAAUCACCAAGCCAAGAACCACAUCGACACGAACACGCCUGUGUCCAUCCAGUCAGACUCUGGAGGUGUGGAGAUCUUUUACACUCUGGAUGGUUCAAAGCCAGGGGCAGGGCAUCGAGGUGCAACAGGCAGCAGCAGGAAGUACAGUGAUCCCAUCCUUUUGCAUGCAGGCCGGGUGACCAUCAGAGCGGUAGCUGUUGCCAGUGAUGGCAGAGAGAGCUCCAUGGUCACAAAGGUUUUUUCCGUGGAUCCCGUCGACACCGUCCCACAGGACCUCCAGCAGUGUUCGCCUGAAGGAACUUCCAGUUCUGCUGGGACCUUAGAGCUGAGGGUGAUGGGAAACCCUUCCCUUCAUUCGGGUCCUCGUUUUCUGAAAGGCCGUCUGGGUUCUGGGACUGCUGCCACCCAGCUCACCUCUUCUCGCCACUCCCAGCCCGUGGUCUGUCAGGGGUCAGGUGAUCUGAGGCAGUUAAACAGCAGGGAAACGAACCGAGUGCAGCGAGAGACCGACUUCCUGCGGUGUGCUCACUGUCUUAGUCUCCGGCCCUCUGACCCAUUUGCUCGGUUCUGCCCUGAGUGUGGAACGCCGGUUCCUUCAUUACCCGGUUACAGGUUGCCACCUGCUAAGGGGGGACAGACGCUGCUGUGUGUGUUCUGUGGUUCUCUGGUUCCCGCCAACACUCACACCUGUUUGGUGUGUGAAGCCGCUGUUGAUCAGCAGCUGCAGCCUCAGGCCAGCGUCACGUUGCAGGUACACGUACACACGCAUACACACACACCCACGCACACACACCCUGUUGUGACCUGUGAUGGCGUGCAGGGACAUGUGGUGUGUGUCUGCUGUGGAAGUGGGAAUCCAGCUCACGCCUCCAGCUGUCUGACCUGCGAGAGCCGCCUGCAGCAGGUGGGUGGAGCCAGGAGCGGCGUCCCCUCUGACCCAGGAGCACACGGUAGGAAGUUGUCGUGCUCCAGGUGUAAACGUUUAAACCGCAGUGAUGCAAGAUUCUGCGACUGGUGCGGCUCCAAGCACGCUCACGCUGCCAGCUGUGUGACAUGUUGGCAAUGUGGGGCAAGCGGCCACCCCUACGCUUUCUACUGCGCCGUCUGUGGCAUCUUCCUGGAAGCACCGCCCCUGCUUGGAUCCUGCAGUGACAUCACACGACCUGUGGAGGGUAACGCCAACAAUCAUGUAAGCCGCACCACCAACAUCACACCGUCAACGUGUUUCAUAUGAUUCCAGUGAGUCAGCUUUCUCCCCCUGCGUGUACAGGCCACUACCUCAUCGCGCCUUCCACGAAGUGUGAAGAUAGCUCCGCCCACCAUGGAGCAAAGCACACAGACUGUAGGGCUCUAUUACCCAUCAGCCACUGAGCUGCAGAGGAAGGAGCAGCAGAGAGUGCUACAGCUCACUAGACAGCAGGCGUCGAGUGACCACCGCCCGCCGCUGACCACCAUCAGCCCGGGCCGAGGUUACUGGAGGAAGCAGCUGGAUCACAUAUGUGCACACCUGAGGAGCUACGCCCAGAACAAUGCCCCCUUCAGGGCCCUACUGGGAGAACCUCGUCUGGGCCGGAUGGUGUCAGCAGUGAUUCAGGAGGAUCGGUACGAAGUCAGUCUGACCGUCAGCUUUGUGGCAGCUGGACAAAAAGAAAAACAGGUGGGUGCUGAAGAUGUCGGUGUGGGACCUGCAGGUGGAGGAUCUGAGCCCAUCGAUUUGACCGAGACUCUGAGCAGCGUUACAGAGCGAACAGGAAGUGGUCAGGUAUCAGGUUCGCCGAAACUCUCCAAACUGACCCUGACAUCCAAACCUGCGGUGAAAGAUGUUCAGCUGCUGAAGGAGCUGAGUCACUGUCGAGGUCAGGUUGCUGUCAUCCAGCAGCUCCUGGACCAGGGGGCGGACCCUUCCUGCUGUGGGAGCGAUGGCCGACAUGCCCUGGCGGUUGCUGUGGUGAAUGGUCACCAUGACAUCCUUCCUGUUUUGGUGCAGCGAGGAGCCGACGUGGACCAGCAGUCCGGACGGAUGAAGAACACUGCUCUUCAUGAAGCUGCUGCUCUGGGCUCUGCAGGUCUGCCGUGUGCUGAGGUGCUGCUCAGCUGUAAGGCCAACCUGAGGCGGAGGAACGCCGCGGGUCAGACAGCGUACGAUGUGGCGGUGAGCUCGGGCUGCGGCAGCAUGGUGUCUCUGCUGGCGGCUCAGACUGGACUGGACUUACUGGGCCAACUGGGAAAGACAAACUGAACCUGGGUGUGUUCCUAUCGGUCUGAACAUGAAGUCAUGCGCUUAGAGAGUGACAUCACUUCCUGUCAGUGUGUAUGUGUCAGGUCUCAGGGAUGGUUGGAGUAAAUAAAAUAUUUUCAGAUGUGCCUUUUUUUUUUUACAGCUAUGAUCAAACUGUUUAGUGACUCCGCCCAUAAAAAAGAACAACACAUACCUCAUCCUGUUAUGGCACCGCUACUUCCUGUUCCUCUCAUAGGCCCAAAAUCAAUU
Messenger RNA from Archocentrus centrarchus (flier cichlid), 2643 nucleotides. RefSeq names its product double zinc ribbon and ankyrin repeat domains 1 (gene dzank1). Gene Ontology annotation, molecular function: protein binding. The record is from RefSeq and is a predicted model, not a curated record. Lineage: Eukaryota; Metazoa; Chordata; Actinopteri; Cichliformes; Cichlidae.